AUGUUGCAGUUACGUCUGGCGGCGACCCUACGAGACCAUUUUCUCCCUACUACCUGGCUGCACGUCCUCUUUGCGAUUCCAUUGUUGGUCGGGGCAGCCUGUCUCUUCACAUGGCUGGUCACGACGAUCCAGUUCCGGCGGACCGUGGCGCAGAUCAGGUCGCGCAGCCUCGCCGCCUCUGCAACGGCAACUGCAAACGUGAAGCCUAUCGCUCCGCCGGUUCUGCCAUACGUCGUGCCCUGGCUCGGAAGCGCUCUGGCCUUUCUUAACGAGAACCCCGGUUCGUUCUGGACGAUGCUGCGCAGCAAACUGGCCGAGACGGGAGCCAGUAUUCCGGUCUGCACCAUCCUCCUGGGCGGGCAGAAAGCCCACGUGGUCAGCUCGGCGGCGGCGGUGCAGGCUCUGUUCAAGAGCAAACAUGUCUCAAGAGACAUCUUCAAUCAUCAGCUGGCGACCAAGGCUCUCGGCUCAUCGCAACGUGACGCCGAGAUCAUGUUCCCACCCACCAUCACCGACACGACGCACGACCAGCGAGACAAGGACAAGGCCGACAAAGCCGACACCAUGGAAGCACUCAAUCACGAGUUUCUGCUCAAUCAGUCGGCAGUCAAUGCUCUGACCAAGAGCUUCUUCGAUUGCUUGCAGCGCGAAUUCGACCGCGCAGAGUUCGAUCAUGAAUGGAAAUCGGUCCAUCUGUUCACUUGGCUCAAGAGGGUCAUGUUUAACGUCGCCACCACCGCCGUCCUGGGAAGUACAAUCUUGAAGCUGAACCCCAACCUCGCCGAGCAGUUCUGGGACUAUGAGGCCGGGCUUUUGGCCAGGUUCUAUGGCGUGCCGAGAUUGGUCAAACCCGAAGCAUAUGCCUGCCUGGACGUCAUGCUCGACAAGACACAGGAAUGGCUGGAACUCGGUCGCGAUCAGGCCGACUUCAAUCCCGCAGACGACCCGGAGUGGGAACCGUUGUUCGGAUCCAAGGUCGUCAGAGCAAGGCAUCGACUCUAUGAGAGGAUGGGUUUGACAGCGAGAGGGAAGGCGGCCUUCGACCUGGGAUUCUUGUUUGGUUUACAAUCGAACGCGGUCCCCAUCACUUGUUGGCUCCUAGCUCACCUCUUCUCGCCCAUGACUCCCGCCCAUGUUCUCCCCAAGAUCCAAACAGAGAUCAAGGCUGCACAAAGGCCGAACGGCGAGAUAGACAUUGCAAUUCUAUCCUCUCAGCCUCUCCUUAACUCGGCCUUGCACGAGACCAUGAGGCAAUACGUUGAUUCUCUAGUCACUCGUCAGCUAAACAAGGACAUGAUCAUCGAUGGAUAUCUGUUGAAAAAGAAUGAUUUGAUCAUGGCCCCCAGUUCUCUAAGCCAGCAUGAUCCUACAUUUUGGGAACAAGAAGAUGCCCCGUCUGCUGAUAGCUGGUACGCCGAAAGGUUUCUAAAGCACGAUGACCAAACCGGUCGAGACUAUUUCAGUACUUCGUGGACGGCGGGAAAAUUCUUCCCUUUCGGAGGCGGGACUCAGGUAUGCCCUGGUCGCGUCUUUGCCAAACAAGAGAUCCUGGGGGCACUAGCAGCAAUCUUGUCGAGAUUUGACAUCAAGUUCGUGGAGUUUGCGGGCACCGACAAGAAUGCAAAUCUGGUCGGUUUGGGGAAAGGCGCGUCGGGAUUUCCAAAAGUGAAGCGACAGUACGCGGGCAACGGAACAUUGAAGAUGGACGGAGACAUCUGCGUGCAGAUUAGAAGGAAGUGA
Molecule: messenger RNA, 1740 nt
Organism: Capronia epimyces CBS 606.96
Lineage: Eukaryota; Fungi; Ascomycota; Eurotiomycetes; Chaetothyriales; Herpotrichiellaceae
Exons: 2
Coding region: 1-1740 (579 amino acids)
Molecular function (GO): heme binding; iron ion binding; steroid hydroxylase activity
Source: RefSeq, a predicted model, not a curated record